Molecule: messenger RNA, 2935 nt
Organism: Echinops telfairi (small Madagascar hedgehog)
Lineage: Eukaryota; Metazoa; Chordata; Mammalia; Afrosoricida; Tenrecidae
Gene: ZNF385B
Product: zinc finger protein 385B
Exons: 10
Coding region: 147-1652 (501 amino acids)
Cellular component (GO): nucleus
Molecular function (GO): zinc ion binding; nucleic acid binding
Source: RefSeq, a predicted model, not a curated record
UGUUUCAACUUCAUCGGAGAUUAAAUUGACGCUUAUAGGAUAACCUGGAAAUCUAAAAACCAUUUGUCUCACUACUUUCAUAAGGCAAUAUGGUCACGUCCCAUAAAGCUGACUCAUAGUGGGGCUAUUGGAACACAGCUCAAUGUAUGAAGUACCCCUUAAGCCCUGACAACCCCCCUGAAGAUGGAAUUAUGAAUAUGGCAGCCUUUCUGCGGGGCUUUGAAGACAGAGGGACAAAGAACGACAGCCUGGAGGGCCAGCUGGGUAAAGAGAAGAAGAAGAUUCUCUUCUCUUUCUGUGAGGUGUGCAACAUCCAGUUGAACUCCGCAGCCCAGGCUCAGGUCCACUACAAUGGCAGAUCCCACCGAAAGCGAGUGAAGCAGCUGAGUGAUGGGCAGCCACUCCCCCCGGCUCAGGGCUCCGGGCCACCGCUGGCCAGUUCCAGCACCGACACCAGCACAGGAAGUACAUGCCACACCACGCCCCUCCCUGCUCUUGUGCGCACACCUGCCUUGAUGAUGCAACCCUCCCUGGAUAUCAAACCCUUCAUGUCUUUCCCUGUGGACAGUAGUUCUGCUGUUGGACUCUUUCCAAAUUUUAACACGAAAAGAAGAGGCUUAUUUGGGACCAAUAAAUUCUGCCAGAUGGAUCCUGUGCAAAAAGCAGUCAUAAAUCACACAUUUGGAGUGUCCAUUCCCCCAAAGAAGAAGCAAGUUAUUUCGUGUAAUGUCUGUCAGCUUCGCUUUAACUCUGAUAGCCAGGCCGAGGCCCACUACAAAGGAAGUAAACAUGCCAAGAAGGUCAAAGCACUAGAGGCAACGAAAAAUAAACCCAAAAUGGUUUCUUCCAAGGACAGCGCAAAGGCUAAUCCCAGCUGCUCCAUCACUCCCACCACAGGCACCAGCUCUGACAAAUCAGAAGAUAAGGGGAAGUUAAAAGGCAGUUGUGGCCAGCCAGAAGGUGGUCCGUUUCUCCUCAAAUCUGGCACCACACCCCUGCCACCUGGAGCGGCCACUUCUCCCUCCAAGAGCACAAAUGGUGCUCCUGGUUCUGUUCCUGAAUCCGAAGAAGAAAAAGCCAAAAAAUUACUCUAUUGUUCACUCUGCAAAGUGGCCGUGAACUCUCUGUCACAGCUGGAGGCGCACAACACAGGUUCUAAACACAAGACCAUGGUUGAAGCUCGAAAUGGGGCUGGCCCAAUUAAGUCCUAUCCUAGACCAGGAUCAAGAUUAAAGCUGCAGAAUGGCAGUAAGGGGUCAGGACUACAGAACAAGACAUUUCAUUGCGAAAUCUGUGAUGUUCAUGUUAAUUCAGAAAUUCAACUCAAACAGCACAUUUCUAGUCGGAGACAUAAGGAUCGAGUUGCAGGAAAACCAUUGAAGCCAAAAUACAGCCCUUACAACAAACUUCAACGGAGCCCCAGUAUUUUAGCGGCAAAACUUGCAUUCCAGAAAGACAUGAUGAAGCCUUUGGCACCGGCUUUCCUGUCCUCGCCCCUGGCAGCAGCCGCAGCUGUGUCUUCAGCACUGACACUCCCCCCGCGGCCAGCUGCCUCGCUCUUCCAGGCUCCAGCCAUACCUCCGGCUCUCCUGAGGCCCAGCCACGGACCCAUCAGGGCCACUCCUGCCUCCAUCCUCUUUGCCCCAUACUAAUAUCUACAAGCCCCAAGAUGGUGAAGGCCAGAAGGAAAGCUGAGAAGGAAAACCAAAAUGAUUCCAUAAUUUAAGCACUUUGUGUUACAGUGCCCCCAUCCACCCCUAAAAUGUAGCACCUCACCCGUAACCCCAGCUCCAAAGAAAAGCAGAUCACUGGAUUCAAGAGGGUUCGUUUUAUAGACAGCUUCUGAAAUUGAGGGAUCGGAGCAGUACAGACAGUACAGACCCUCCCACCCCUGUCGGCCAGCCAACAUGUGUCUGCCCCAAUCCAUUUGAUGUCUGGGAAAGGUGGUGUCUUCAGAUUCUCUGUACCAGAAAAGGGUGAAAAAAAUAGAUUUUUAAAAAGGCUCAGAUGUUGUUCCCAUGGAUCUGAUCUGGCUUAGAAAUAACAUGGAAUAUUUUGCUGACAGACUUGAAAUUUAGGAUCUGUAAAUAACUCUGGAAUCCAACGGGGCAUAUUUUAAUGUGGGACAACAACAAAAGUAGAUUAACACAGUGCUCACUUGUGGAAUCCAUCUCACCAGUGGAUCACAACGUCUUCUCUCCGGUGUGCUCUUGUUGACAGGGACAGUGUACUGUUUUAGACCCACGUACUAUUAUGUCCUGUGUAGUACUAGAUCUGUAUCUCUUGUCUGAACUCAACAGUUUUCUGUUGCUGUGUAAAUGUUAGGAAGCAAAAUAGCUUUGAAUUUUCUCUUCAAGAGAACAAAAGAUAAUGUAUUUUCUUUAUUUCAUACUUUAUUUAGAGAUAUUUAAAAGAAAUAGAAAGCCAUAUAACAUAGCUAUAAUUACUACCUGUUUGCUAUUAUUUGUUUAACUUAUUUUAUAGCUUCCUCACUGGUUUGAGUUGCUAAGCAAAUGUAUACAAACAGAAAAAGAGCUUCCUAAAUGGCACAUUUUAGCACCUCUAGUGCAUUCUGCAAGAAGGCAAUGAAUCCAUGUACCUCUACAUAAUUACCUUCUUCAUUUUUGACUUGUUCUCAUUUGUAAUGAUGCUACAUAAUUUUGUGGCUCCCUAAUGCAAUAAUGUACAGAAGAUUAAAAACAUUAUACUGGAACAACUUGUCUUUCUGUUCACGAAGUCUGUUGGCGGUCCUCUCCCCAUGCCCCGUCUAAGCUGAUAUCAGCAAGGCUGGAAUGUUGGUGAGAUCAGGGGCAAGAGGUAUCAAAACAUCAGAAAAUAGAGUGAACUCUUUUAGAGCAUCUAUAUCUGCGAUCUGUAAAUGGUAAAAUGUCUGUGUAUUUUUUUAAAUGUAUCUUUUCAAUAAAAGUACAAAAUA